CAUCACUGAGCAUGCACUCGGGUUCCAUGUCUCUUCUGGGCUAUCCUGGGGAUUGCAGUGGCACAUCCUACAGAACUCACUGUUAUGUCCCUGUGACUUCUUCUGUUGCUCUUUGCUCCAGUGAUGUAAGCCCUACCUUCGGGAUCUGCUUACCCAGUAGCUACCAAGGAAAUCUAUGGCUUCUGGACAACUGCCAAGAAACCUAUGGUGAAGCACCAAGCUGCGACUCUCCCAGUUGUGAGCCCAAGAUCUGCACCACAAGUUGUGACCCAUCCAACUCCUGUGUGCCCUGCAACUCUCCAACGGUGGGAAAAGUAUGCAAUGCCUGUGAAACUACCAACAUUGGACCCAGCCCCAGCUGCAGCCCAUGCACUCAGACCAAGGGGUAUGUAUCCAAUUGCUACACAUCCAGCCAAUGUACAUCUAAAGCUUGCCAGACCAUCAGCAAUGGCUUCAAAUGCUGUGGACAACUUAACUGCUUAUCCAAGAAUUUCCGACUCCUAAACCACUGCAGAUUGGGUAGUUUGGGGUAUAGAAGCUACCAAAAUCUUGGCUUCAUACCCAGUGGCUUCUCACCAUCAUGUCAUAUCACCAGCAGAUGCCAAUCCCAAAAUUAUUUAACAAGAAAUUGCCAAUACCCAUGUUAUGGGCCCAUAAGCUGCCAACCGCUGAGCUAUUUUUCUAGAAAUUUCCGGUCUCUGAGCUGUAUACCAAGUACCUUCCCUCCUCUGAGGUAUUUAUGCAGUGGCUGCAGAUCUCUGAAUUACUAUUGAUCAACUUAUUGCAUUUAUAGCUGCUGGAAAUUGUCCAAGGGGGCAGAUUUUACUAAGUAGUCACUUUCUCCAAUAUUCUGCUGAAUUACUUCAUGUGUCUUAAGACUCUUACUCAUUAACUUCAAAUAUAACUUCAGGACUUAUUAACCACAACCAUUAUCAUCUGCUGGCUUUUUUCUGUUGCUCUGUUAAUGCCCUUUGUGCUGAAGGCUCACCUUGAAGGUAGUAUUACUGUUUCUGAGAUUAACCAUGAUGAACACACUGAAGAGAUUCCACAUGAAAUGCAACCAUUGCCAGGUUUGUAAUUUGGGCUAUCACUGUCACUUGUCUACCAAUGUGAUUAUCACCUACCUUUCUUGAUGAAUUGGAGCCUCCUUGUUUUGACUGCUGAUUCCAGCACAUUAUUUCAGAUCCUUUUACUUUCUACCAAUAGUUUCGUCAACUGCCUAACUAGCAAGCUUGCUACCAAGCUAAGACAUAACAUUCUUCUAAACGUACUGAGUUGGGCCAUUUCAUCCUUCCCCCACUGACUGAUUAUAAGGAUGUGCAAACAGCAAUGUCCAACUAGAGUUCAAAAUCAGAAGACCUUGAGCAAAUCUUCUCUUCCAAGGAAGCCAUGAAACAGAAUUGACUGGCACUCAGCUUUUGUGCUCAAUGCCUCGGAGAGAGCCUCAGAAGUGGCAGAAGCACAAAAAUUGUUUGUUGAAAGAAUAACAAAAUACCCUUAUAGAUUCCUUAUGAUUAGUGAUAAUCUAUGUUCAGGAUUCUGUUAUAAUCCUCCCCUGAUGAAUUAUUCCUUUCUGAUUCCAGAAAAGGUCCUGGCUCCUACCUAAUAAAUUUCUUUUCAGAAAUAA
This is a messenger RNA of Equus caballus (horse), 1627 nucleotides long. It is a transcript of the gene KRTAP24-1, whose product is annotated as keratin associated protein 24-1. Gene Ontology annotation, cellular component: keratin filament. NCBI's taxonomy places the organism in Eukaryota, Metazoa, Chordata, Mammalia, Perissodactyla, Equidae. The record is from RefSeq and is a predicted model, not a curated record. Gene Ontology annotation, molecular function: structural molecule activity.